Molecule: messenger RNA, 258 nt
Organism: Microthlaspi erraticum
Lineage: Eukaryota; Viridiplantae; Streptophyta; Magnoliopsida; Brassicales; Brassicaceae
Source: the annotation of a GenBank genome assembly
AUGAAAUACCUAAAAGCUGUGAUUAAAGAAGUCCUUCGACUACGUCCCCCAGGCCCAUUGUUGGUUCCAAGACAACUAAGUGAAGAUGUCAAGCUGAAGGGAUACGACGUUGCGGCUGGGCAAGAUUUCAGGUACAUUCCAUUUGGAUCGGGAAGAAGGCUAUGUCCCGGAAUAGAACUUGGAAUGGUGUUCGUUGAGAUGACAUUGGCCAAUCUUGUGAACCGGUUUAACUGGAGAGUCGAGGCUAGGCCAUCAUGA